This is a messenger RNA of Fusarium oxysporum Fo47, 1618 nucleotides long. RefSeq lists its product as uncharacterized. The record is from RefSeq and is a predicted model, not a curated record. The transcript has 2 exons. Lineage: Eukaryota; Fungi; Ascomycota; Sordariomycetes; Hypocreales; Nectriaceae. The coding region runs from base 241 to 1200 and encodes 319 amino acids.
GGUGCAUCUUGAACUCUGUCUGCAGGCGUGGCUGUUCGUGUGCGUGCUCGCGUGAUUACCACCCUCUUAUAUAUUUAAGAGUAUUUCGUAGACGGGCGGACUUGUUGGUUCGUCUUCCCACGCUCGCAUUACACCUACGUAUACACGUACACGCCAAAUCAUGAGAGGAGGCCUUUGGAACUGCUUAGAACUGAGGAUUGGACGAUCAAACAUUGCAUCUUGCUGCCCAUAAACGAAACGAUGAACCGAGAUAUGAAGCUGGAUGUUGAAUCCGUCAUGGCCGACCAAGACAAGAACAGCCGCUAUGAGGGCUACUUCGCCUAUCGACCACUAUCCAACCUACCUACACCGCCCCCAAGCUCUCGCAACUCAUCCGCGGCUCAAUCACCACGAACUACACUUGACGAUGGAGAGCCAUUGAUGCCUCGAUUUCGAGGCCCUGCCAUCCACCUCGUCAACCUCAUCCCGUCAUCUGCCUCUCUGGCCACGGCCUCUGUCCCUCUUGUUCAGGCCAUCCUGAGCCGCGCCAAUCUCCCGAUUGAGACCGUUGCUCUCGCAGUAUGCAUUCUCGAUAGCCUCGACUCCCGCUUCGCCCGACGAUGGCGCCUCUCGUGCCCCCUGCUGUCCGGCUACUUCUCCUCCACGUCUAAGCGACACACUCUCCCGCCGACGCCCAUCAUGCCUCAACGACAGCAGUUACACAUCGACUCAGUCAACCCCGAGCUCAUCAUUUUGGCGGCUCUUGUCAUUGCGGUCAAGUUCAUGGAGGAUCCUCAGGAGGCUUCUCAGUACUAUUGCAAAGCCUGGGGCCGGGGCAUGUGGUCACCCGAGCAGCUCAACACCACCGAACGAUGCAUCAUGGAGAACCUCAACUACCGCAUCAUGCCCCUUUGCGAUGAGGACUGUCUGACGGACGCUAUGGUGGAUAUGCAAUAUGCCGCUCAGCAGCCCCAAUGGGACAUCAACGAGCAUAUACCCGCGGAUAGUGACGACGAGAGCGACGACAGCAACAAUCACAAUAACUAUGUGCCUAGCCACUCCAGAUCAAAGACACUCGGCACAGGAUCGGCAGUAUUGGGGUUGGGCCUUUCUCUAACACCUGUCGAUACCCCGACUGCCGAGGCCAGCCACUCGACUACCCCGCAACCGUCAAGGCUCUGCAAUGACUACUUCAACCAUUUCCAGGCACGAGAGGAUUAAAAAGGAUAAACGGCGUUCUUUCUUCACUUUGGGCAUUACGAGGCGUUACCGUGGAUACCGACACAUUUAGCGACUUUUUAUGGAUUGUUUUGACAGCGACUCGACUCGAUCCGGCGUGAUGGGCAUCUUGUUAUGUGGUUGUUUUGGGAAUCAGACCCCUUUUAUAACGCUCCUGAUUGGACGACGGGGCGGGAAAUAGCAUUGUUCUACAUACGGAGGCAUUCGGGGUGAACAUUGAAUUCCUAUAAUCGAGGAACAAGUUUAUUGGGAUUGAUUUGGUUUGUUUUGGUCAGCUGGGUUUGCCUACAUGGCAUCAUAGGUUGAAGCAUGGAUAUGGCAUCUGAUCUGAAGCUAGGAUUACACAUACCCCUUUCCGUAUAUUCUAGUCAAUAACUACGUACUUUUAAUGUUCUAUAAA